AUGAAGAGAAAACCCGGAGGAAAAAACUCGCGCCGCCACCAUCACUCCCCUCGAUUCGUCGGUGCCCCCCAACUCCCGCCCUUCCCCCUCCUCCCUCCACGUCGCCGGUGGCCGCCUUUCCGGCCCACCCGACGCCGAUUCCGUUGCCGGCUGAAGAUACCGGCGCUGUCCUCCUCCUGCGCCGCCGUCCCCUGCCUACUGCUCCGCUCGAUCGGGCAACCAGAUCCCGCCUUCCUCGCCACCACCGCAUUCUACGAGGGCACGAAGAUCUUCCUUACAUAUCCUACGAGGUCACGUACUUACUUCAGAUCUAGAGGUGACAGCGGCGAUGACUUUUUUCCGGUGGCCGCUAGGAACAGGGAGGCGGUGUCCACGAGGAUCGGUGGGGCGGCGGCGCGACCACCCCCACCCUUCUGUGCAGCCAAACCCCCUCCCCGCCGGCGCGACCACCUGCACCCUGUAAAUUGGAGAUCCGAUGGCUCCUUCUCCACCUCCUCCAUCGGCGGCAUGCAGUACGCAGACUUCAAGUGGCUGAUCCGCAAGCACCUGGUGGCGGUGGCGGAGGCCUUUCCGUCUCUCCACCCCAAGACCUCCCUCUUCACCCACAACGACGGCCGGGCCGCCCACGUCCUCCAGGCCGAUGGCACCAUCCCCAUCCACCACACCUGUCGCGGCGGCGGCAGCGCCCUGGGCCGGCGGUCGCGGCGAGAUCGAGGAGGGGAUCGCCAUCAGGACACCGAUUUGGUGAGGUUUUGUGCGAGCUCGGAGCUGUCAUUUAGCGGAACACUUUCUGCGAUAUUUGUGGGCACCUUUUCUGAAUUAUUAUGCUCGUGUAACAUUAGCAAGUAUAUUUGGGUGAAAUUGUGGGCAGCUUAUUAGUUUAGCCCAAGAAUUUGGGGGAGUCUAAAUAUGCUGCAGCUAUGAAGCUUUCACGCAUCAAAAGCGUGAGGUCUAUCGGCCGUCUGGUAUCGAUUGCAAAGUGGAGAAUUUAUGUAAUGUGGUUUGCUGGUCUGCUGACUGCUGUGAGAUUUGCGGGUUAUUUUUUUUUCUUGGAUACAGAUUUGAGGUUUGGGGUGGUAGUUAUGGUUUUAAUUACAAAUGUUGCUGGUUAUGUUUUUUAAUCCUACAUGGCCGCUUGGAAGUUGCAUCAUAUCGGCUUUGAGAGUAGGAUCAGGUGCCUUGUAGUUGUAGGGUCAUUUUAAUUGUGCGUUCACUUGUUUCGCAUAGUUGCAAGCAGUAAGGAGCAAGAAAGUCUCAAUUCAAGUGCUUCUAUUAUGUUAUCCUUUUGUACAUUUUAGUUAUUUCUGCAAGUCAUCAUGCCCUUAUGCUGUAUAUAUCUACAAGCUAGAGCUUCAUGUUGUCAUCUCCGAUGCUGGUUGCUAGAGAUACCAGCUUUAUUUGGUGCAAUAGGGAGGAGUCAUCAUGGAUCGCCUUGGAGCAUUGUGCUUUGUUUCCGUUCAAAGGUUAUAACACCAAAUCGUUGUAGAAACACGUAUCUCUUGUAUAGUUAGCAGAUUUUUUCAGGUUGAAGCUCUGCAAAUAUAGUUGUGUUAGCGUUUAGAAGUUGAGUUGUAAGUUAGGAUAAUUAGGUAGCUCUGAUAUGAUUACCAUCUUUGUAAUCAAAGCAUCUAUUUCUGGCACU
This is a messenger RNA of Phragmites australis (common reed), 1642 nucleotides long. RefSeq lists its product as uncharacterized. Lineage: Eukaryota; Viridiplantae; Streptophyta; Magnoliopsida; Poales; Poaceae. The record is from RefSeq and is a predicted model, not a curated record. Gene Ontology annotation, cellular component: ESCRT I complex. Gene Ontology annotation, biological process: endosome to lysosome transport; protein transport; protein modification process. The transcript is spliced from 3 exons. The coding region runs from base 1 to 879 and encodes 292 amino acids. Gene Ontology annotation, molecular function: ubiquitin binding.